Phytophthora nicotianae INRA-310 is the source of this 3865-nucleotide messenger RNA. RefSeq lists its product as hypothetical. The coding region runs from base 351 to 3740 and encodes 1129 amino acids. The record is from RefSeq and is a predicted model, not a curated record. Lineage: Eukaryota; Oomycota; Peronosporomycetes; Peronosporales; Peronosporaceae. The transcript has a single exon.
CAAGAGAUGUGACGGAAGCGAUCGAUUUGGAGAGGGGAGAAUGUCGGGUUUGCGUUCACUAUACCUCCGCUUUAUCCCGAGGGGGAGUCCAGGUCUUUGCACGGACACACAACAGCGUUACCGCCGUGGACCGCUGGUCGGCAGAGGGACAUUCGCGUGCCCGAAGACGCGAACUCGGCUCAGCCUCGCCCAGUCCCGAGGCUUCUUCGGCCGUUUUCACUCCAGCGAGUUAUAAGGGGCUUUGGCCAGAUAUAAACCAAAAACCGCGGAGUCUCCUGUGACAAAACCUACACUCACUCAGUGUCUAACGGCCCAAGGCAACAAGACUCUCACACUUGAUCAAGGCCACGAUGCCCAUGAUCUACCGUCGUAACCGGGGCCUCUCGCCCACGCGGGAGCUGGCCGACGUCACGCGGGGCGUGAAGCCCAUGGGGUUCGACACAGACGCGUCCUUUUUGGGCCGUACAAGACGCUGGUGGAGAGGCCGCAGCGUGCUCUUAGCGUCUCAACGAGUGUACCAGACCAUGUGGCUCGCUGUGCUCGUCUACGCAUUUCUCGGUCUUCCGGUAUUAGGCCGCGUCCUAAAUUUCGCCCGCUUUGUGCAUCGCUUCCCAGCGCCCAAGAUAUUACAAGGACUCAUCGUGGGGAUGAUGCAGGACGUGGCAAUUUUCCUGCAGGCGUCCACAUGUAUCUGUCUCGUCAAGGUUUUAUUCGACUCGGACAAUUUCACGCCGCAGGGUCUUGUAGCUGCCAACAACGCACGGAGUUUCCCUAAUAGCGGAUUCUUGAGGGAACGAAGCAGCAGCGCCAGAUUUUUACCCGUUUAUAUGCCGGUAUUAGCCAACGAGUACGACCUCAGAGAUGAAGGCAUGGAAGCGCUGGCUUCUGGUGUCGCGACGAACCACCGAACGUUGCUGAGUUUAGGAGCUGCAGCCAACCGACCGGCGCUUGUGGCAAGAGCCAAGAGAGCGCUGCACUCGCUCGUGAUUUUAUCGUUAUUGCAGCUGAUUCUCGUGGCGGCAACAAUUGCCAGUGUGGCGGAUUUUUGCCUGCAGGUGACGAUGCACCCGCGACUGAACCGAGCGUUUGUCAAUAUCUUUUUCAACUACAUGAAGCAGUUCACGGCGUCGUUGACGGACGAGGAAGUGAUGACGAGGACGGUGGUGGGCUCUUGGGCUGUAUAUUUCGCGCUUGUGGCGGCUUUGACGUAUGGAUUUUACACUGGUCGAUUGCCACUAGCGUCGGACUUUCUGCGACUACCGAGUGCGCUUUGCUGCUGCUUUGAUCGUCGCUAUAGCGUACGGAAGGACUCGAUGAACUCGUCAGCAACGACGACAUCUGGAUCGUACGUAAGCAACUUGUUUGCGUCCUACUGGCAUCGAGCAGGGAAGCCCAUUCGCACAAGGAGACGCAGUAGUCAGGGGUAUAGCCACUUGCCAGGUGGAGGCGCUAGUGGAUGCGCUAGUGGAUACGCUGCAGCGAUUGCGUCGGGCUCGUCGUUGUGCUCUACAGGUUAUGGCUCGUACACCAAGUCGGGGCCGCUGACAAUACUGGGGCGAUGUAUUGUUGCUAGUCUGUUGAUGACUGGUGCUGCGCUGUCAGCUUCACUGCUAAUUGACGGUAAAGGUGGCGUGGAUAUGAAGCUCAUGAACAACGCCAUGUUUACGCUACAAGCAGAGCAAUUCUUCUACCACCCAACGAAAAUUCAUCGCGAAGAGAUCAACUGUACUGCUGCUAGUAGUGCAUUACGGUCGACUUUAGGAGUGUCAGAGAAGUACGAACUGGACAAUCUUGGCAACGAUGACCACUGCGCCUUAUUGUGGCGGAAAACUACGGGAUACGAAGGCGAGAAUAUUUUCGAUCUGGAUCUAAAUACCACAAGUAAAGCUACGGUGGCAGUUGAAAAUGCUACGGCCAAUGCCAGCGCUGGAUCAGCAGAGAAACCGAGCAAGGUCCAGCCGAACAUCAUUGUGAUUAACAUGGAAUCUUGGAGACAUCUGGACGUCGGUGUACUGGGUGGAGCUGCCAAGAAGGAGACGACCGGAAAGAGCGCCACCCCUCAGUUCGACGAGCUGGCCAAGACUGGUGUACUCUACAGCAAGCACUACACUCAGUGCGUUCAAACCACACGUACGUUGUUGACGACCCUGUUUGGUAUGCUACCAUCCUGUACAGAGACGACUGCACUGAAGCAGUACAGCACCACCCUGAAUGUGCGUGGUUUGCCUCAAUUUCUCAAGCAGCGAGGCUAUUUCAACCUCUUUUGGAGUGCAGUGGACCUCACGUGGGAGUACUGGGACAAGUUCCUGCUCAAGAACGGCUUCGACAAGCUCGUGGAUGACCGCAAGAUCCGCAAGAUGCUACACGAAACACGUAACUACAAGAACACGCCGGAUGAUCACUUUUCCUGGGGAAUGCACGACCACUUGUCCUUCGAGAUGCUGCUGUAUGCCAUCGAGUCGGCCCACAACGCUAGUGUAAACUCGACUGAUGCAUCAGCCGUGGCAAAUGCGUCUUCUCUAGCUUCCAGCGCUAACAGUACGUUGCCUGAGACGUCCACCAACAUGACUGAAGAUGCUGUGCAAGUUCCGGAGGCGGCGGCAAAGGGAAGGCACUACCGCGCUACUCACUCCAGUGCCAAUGAGGCGUCCAGCGCGACGUCGUCGACCAAGGAUCCGUCCACAACGAAGGCUGCCAAGCCUCCUCUCCCUGGCUGGGAAGGACUGCAGACGCCGUACUUUAUCGACAUGUACAGUAUCACGAGCCACAAUCCGUGGGCGCUGCCGAAUUUCUACGACGUGCCAGACCUCUCCGGCUUGUACACGCGGUACAACAAGAAGUAUCUGGACUCGAUGUACUUUUCGGAUGAAAUGCUUGGCGAUUUUAUCGCUGCGUUGCGUGCCAAGGGGUUGAUGAAGAACACGAUCGUCAUCAUUGAAGGAGACCACGGCUACGGCCGUCUGGAGCACGACAACAACCCGUCCAUUGCAGACUCGGGGGUGUGGGAUGAGGCGUCCAGAGUGCCGUUCCUUCUGCUGGCCGACGAUUUUCUUCGAGACGAGGACAAGGGCACAGUGGUGAACCAGUUGACCAUGCAGUCGGACCUCAUGGCUACAAUAGCAGACAUCCUGGGCGUCACGUCAGAGGAGCCCCUGUACCAACAUGGCUACGGCCACUCGAUGAAGCGCCGUCGUGUCCAGCCAGAGGCUCAAAAACAAGCACAGGCAUUGGCAGCUAAGACAGUCAAGGACAAGGAUGCAGAAGUAAAGGACUCGGAGGCAGAAGCUCUGGCAGCUGAAGCUCGGGAAAGCCCUGAGGAGCGACGCGUCGUCAUGUGCAACCCGUUCAACGGCAUGAGCAAGGGCGUUCGCACCGAGGAGCUCAAGUAUAUCUUCCAUCCUGACGGCUCCUACAACGUGUUCGAGCCUGCGAUUGACCCAGCAGAGAAGAAGCCACUGCGAACAGGAUUCGACGUGGAGGAGAUGGACGACGCCACGCGCGACGUGUUCGAGUACGUGACGAAGGCGGUGGAUCUGAAUCAAUUCCUCUUCGAAGCCAACCGGUUCAUGACGCCUCUGCCAGCGCCCGUAUCGUCCGUCUCGGAAGAGAUAGAAGGAAAAUACAACCGCAUCAGGAGAUCUCACGCGCAGAACGUGACGAUGGAGAAUCACGUCUCGGACGAGCAGAUCGAGCCGAAACAGCCACGAGGCCCACCUGCACCCGUGAACGUGCUAGAUUAGACACUACCAGACCUUGACAUUGGCAAAGAAAUCUGGACGACAUAGUAGUUUUUUUAUUAGGAAUAAACACACCGCUCACAUACCUAAAGCUGAAGUUGUCAGGUUAUCCUUCUGGAUACUCUUUG